Verticillium nonalfalfae is the source of this 1431-nucleotide messenger RNA. RefSeq lists its product as uncharacterized. NCBI's taxonomy places the organism in Eukaryota, Fungi, Ascomycota, Sordariomycetes, Glomerellales, Plectosphaerellaceae. The record is from RefSeq and is a predicted model, not a curated record. Bases 1 to 1431 code for a protein of 476 amino acids. Gene Ontology annotation, molecular function: beta-glucosidase activity. Gene Ontology annotation, biological process: carbohydrate metabolic process. The transcript is spliced from 2 exons.
AUGUCUCUUCCUGCCGACUUCCUCUGGGGCUUCGCUACGGCUGCCUACCAGAUUGAGGGCUCCAUCGAGGCCGACGGCCGUGGCCCUACCAUUUGGGAUGACUUCUGCAAGAUUCCCGGCAAGAUUGCCGACGGCUCGUCUGGUGUCGUCGCUUGCGACUCGUACAAGCGCACGGCCGAGGACAUUGCCCUGAUGAAGCAGCUCGGUGCCAAGGUCUACCGUUUCUCUCUCUCCUGGGCCCGCAUCAUCCCCGAGGGUGGCCGCAACGACCCCGUCAACCAGGCCGGCAUUGACCACUACGUCAAGUUCGUCGACGACCUGCUCGCCAACGACAUUACCCCCUUCAUCACCCUGCUCCACUGGGAUGUUCCCUCUGGUCUCGACAAGCGCUACGGCGGUCUUCUGAACCGCGAGGAGUUCCCUCUCGACUUUGAGAACUACGCUCGCGUCGUCUUCAAGGCCCUCCCCAAGGUCAAGAACUGGAUCACCUUCAACGAGCCCUGGUGCUCCUCUAUCCUCGGCUACGGCAUUGGCGCCUUCGCCCCCGGCCGCACCUCCGAUCGCGAGCGCUCCGCCGAGGGUGACACCUCCCGCGAGCCCUGGAUCGUCGGCCACAACCUCCUCGUCGCCCACGGCCGUGCCGUCAAGGUCUACCGCGAGGAGUUCAAGCCCACUGACCAGGGCCAGAUCGGCAUCACCCUGAACGGCGACGCCACCUACCCCUGGGAUCCCGAGGACCCCAAGGAUGUCGAGGCCGCCAACCGCAAGAUCGAGUUCGCCAUCUCGUGGUUCGCCGACCCCGUCUACUUCGGCAAGUACCCCGACUCGAUGCGCAAGCAGCUCGGCGACCGUCUGCCUGAGUUCACCCCUGAGGAGGAGGCUCUCGUCAAGGGUUCCAACGACUUCUACGGCAUGAACCACUACACCGCCAACUACGUCCGCCACCUUGACGGCACUCCCCCCGCUGAGGACCACCUCGGAAACCUCGAGUGCCUCUUCUACAACAAGGCUGGCGACUGCAUCGGCCCCGAGACCGAGUCACCUUGGCUGCGCCCCAACCCCCAGGGCUUCCGCGACCUCAUCAACUGGCUGUCCAAGCGCUACAACUACCCCACCAUCUACGUCACCGAGAGCGGCACGUCUGUCCUCGGCGAGUCCGACAAGCCCAUUGACGAGAUUCUCGACGACACUCUGCGUACCGAAUACUUUGACACGUACGUCAAGGCUAUGGCCAAGGCCGUCUCCGAGGAUGGCUGCAAGGUCCAGGGCUACAUGGCCUGGUCUCUGCUUGACAACUUUGAAUGGGCUGAGGGCUACGUCACGCGUUUCGGCGUCACCUACGUCGACUACGAGAACGACCAGAAGCGCUACCCCAAGAAGAGCGCCAAGAGCCUCAAGGCUCUCUUCGAAAGCGUCAUCGAGAAGUCCUAA